AUAAGAAAAACAAAAGAAAAGCCUGAAACUUUCGAAGCUAAAAUCCCGGGAGUGCCCCAGAGUGGGAUUAAAUAGGACAGAGAGAGAAAGUAAUACACAACUUCGCACACAACUUCGCACACAAAAGUGGUUGUUGUGAUGGAAGGUCCAAGUGGAGGAGGGGGGAGUUCUUCAGGAAUGAUGAAUUUUGGAGAUCAAAACAAUAAUAAUGGGUUAUGCAGCUCCAUGAUGAUGAUGAUGCCUUUAAUGUCCUCUCACGGCGGAGAUGGCGCAUGUAGCUCAUUUCUCCCUCUCCCGCCACCACCUCCACCUCACAAUUACGAGCCCUCUCCAAAUAACAACACCACUAACCCUAUUUCUUACUUCAUGGAAAACAACAACACCAACAAUAACUCCAACAAUGAGGGCGCCAAUAAUGCUGCCUCCUCCUCUUCCUCCUCUCAAGUGAAGGCCAAAAUCAUGGCCCAUCCCCACUACCACCGCCUCCUCGCCGCCUAUGUCAAUUGCCGCAAGGUGGGGGCGCCGCCGGAAGUGGUGGCGAGGCUAGAGCAAGCGUGUGCCUCUGCAGCAACUAUAAGUGGGACGUCGUCGUGUAUUGGGGAAGAUCCGGCGCUGGACCAGUUUAUGGAAGCUUACUGUGAGAUGCUGACCAAAUAUGAGCAAGAACUUUCCAAACCCUUCAGGGAUGCCAUGCUUUUUCUUCAACGGAUCGACUGCCAAUUCAAAGCCCUCUCUAUCUCCUCCUCCUCCGACGCCGCUUGCGGCGAGGCAUUUGACAGGAACGGAUCAUCCGAAGAAGAAGUCGAUAUCAACGGCCACUCCAUCGAUCCCCAAGCCGAAGACCGCGAACUGAAAGGUCAGCUUCUCCGGAAAUACAGCGGAUACUUGGGCAGUCUCAAGCAAGAAUUCAUGAAGAAGAGGAAGAAAGGGAAGCUGCCCAAGGAGGCUAGACAACAACUUCUUGAUUGGUGGAGCAGACAUUACAAAUGGCCUUACCCAUCUGAAUCACAGAAGCUAGCUCUAGCCCAAUCCACUGGCUUAGAUCAGAAGCAAAUCAACAACUGGUUCAUCAACCAAAGAAAAAGACACUGGAAACCUUCAGAAGACAUGCAAUUUGUGGUGAUGGAUGCUGCUCAUCCACAGUAUUACAUGGACACCGUUCUGGGCAAUCCUUUUCCCUUGGAUAUCUCUCCCACUCUACUCUAAUAAAAUUGAUUUCGCAAAAUUGUUAUGAUAAAAUACAUGUCAUAUCUUGUCCUUUUCUUUUUGUAUCAAUGUUUGAGGAAUGUUCCAACUGGCCGUUUGACAAAACAUAUAUAUGCUUUUUAUUACAUUAUUAUAUGAUCGAUCAUAUGUUCCAACGGAGAAGUUGGAAAUCAAAUAUGGGUCAAAAUUUAGGUACGUUAUGAUUGAA
Momordica charantia (bitter melon) is the source of this 1414-nucleotide messenger RNA. RefSeq names its product homeobox protein SBH1. Gene Ontology annotation, biological process: regulation of DNA-templated transcription. Gene Ontology annotation, cellular component: nucleus. NCBI's taxonomy places the organism in Eukaryota, Viridiplantae, Streptophyta, Magnoliopsida, Cucurbitales, Cucurbitaceae. The record is from RefSeq and is a predicted model, not a curated record. Gene Ontology annotation, molecular function: DNA-binding transcription factor activity, RNA polymerase II-specific; DNA binding.